Molecule: messenger RNA, 1829 nt
Organism: Epinephelus fuscoguttatus (brown-marbled grouper)
Lineage: Eukaryota; Metazoa; Chordata; Actinopteri; Perciformes; Serranidae
Gene: adap2
Product: ArfGAP with dual PH domains 2
Exons: 11
Coding region: 189-1328 (379 amino acids)
Biological process (GO): positive regulation of GTPase activity
Cellular component (GO): plasma membrane; intracellular membrane-bounded organelle
Molecular function (GO): phosphatidylinositol bisphosphate binding; GTPase activator activity
Source: RefSeq, a predicted model, not a curated record
CUCAUUGUUUCCGUCAGUGCAGCAGGACGCGCACCCCAGUCCGGAGUAGUUGUAACAACUAAAACUCAUCUGUUGCAAGUGGACGUUUUGAAAGCUGCAUUUCGCCACGUGUGAAGCUAUGCGACCAUGUUUGGUUUAGACAGCGGGAUUCAGUAUCGUUUGAGAGGAGACCGUGACUUUGUACUGAAAUGGCCAACCAUGAGCGAAACAAGAAGAUGUUACUGGAACUGCUGAAGCAGCCGGUCAACAACCGGUGCGCGGACUGCGGCGCGCCCGAUCCAGAGUGGGCAUCCUACAAGCUGGGUGUGUUUGUGUGUCUGAUCUGCUCCGGUGUCCAUCGCAGCCUGUCCAGCCGGGUCAAAUCCAUAAAGCUGGACUUCUGGGAGGAUGAACUGGUGGAGUUUAUGAAAUCCAGUGGCAAUGCCAACGCCCGAGAUCUGUAUGAGAAAGCUGUUCCACCAUACUACUAUCGGCCCCGGGAAAAUGACUGUGUUGUCUUACGGGAGCAGUGGAUUCGGGCUAAAUAUGAAAGGAUGGAAUUCACAGGAGAAACCAAGUAUCCACCAAUUUCAUACACCACAGGUUUCUAUGAAGGGAUGCUGUGGAAGAAAGGGAAAGAGAACACACAGUUUCUGAAGAGGAAGUUUGUUCUGUCAGAGAGAGAAUUCACACUGAGUUACUACAACAAGGAAAAUGAGUCCAAAGGCCCUAAAGCUGUAAUCGCCAUCAAGGACCUAAACGCCACCUUUCAACCAGAGAAGAUUGGCCAUCCUAACGGGCUGCAGAUCACCUACCAAGAGGACGAUCACACGAGGAACCUCUACGUUUAUCACGAGAGUCCUGAGGAAAUAGUCACAUGGUACAACGCCAUUCGUGCUGCUCGCUAUGCUUACCUGAAGACAGCGUACCCAACUGGAAGCGAUGAAGAACUGAUACCAAAGAUAACAAGAAACUACCUCAAAGAAGGAUACAUGGAAAAGACGGGGCCAUUGCAAACAGAGCCGUUCAAAAAGAGGUGGUUUAUCCUGGACGCUCAAAACAGGAAGUUAUUCUACUUCAAAGGCCAGCUGGACGCAGAGGAGUUAGGGGUCAUUUUCAUCGGCACAGAGAGCAAAGGUUACUCUGUGAAGGAGUACGUCCCAAAGCAUGCUCGGGGAAACAAGUGGAAGUGUGGCGUCAUGGUGGAGACGCCCGAGCGACAGUUCGUCUUCAUGUGCGAGCAGGAGAGAGAGCAGAAGGAGUGGCUGAACGCCCUCAGACACGUCCUGUCCAGGCCCAUGUCUCCACAGGAUUACGCGGCUGAAGCCAACAUCAAGUAUAAAAAAUGAACUACAGAGAAGAUUGUCAACAGGACGAUGGUGUGAAAACUGCAGCGUUUGAAAACACAAGUGACUGAACUACUGCAACACAACAGAUGAACAGUGACCUGCACUGUAUCAGUACUGACUGUUCACCAUGUUGCUCCUCGGGCUGACGCUUGUCUUAAUGUUGUGGUGAAGCAUCUUGAACCCCGACGCUGGCUGUGCUCUCUGCCACAGGGUGGAUUAAAGACCUCCAUCCACUCACGUUAACUGACACUGGAUCUGAUGCUCACUCUCAGACUCUAUACUCAAUCAUUAUGCCAAACCCACUCAUGACCAAACACACACCCUGUCACACGAUCAGCACUGUUCUGUUGUAACAGAAGAUUGGUUUGCAGUCACUGCAUCAUCAUGCUAUGUUUGUUAUCUUAAAUUUCCUAAUGAAGGGGCAUAUAAUUGAAAAUGUGGUGGUGAACAUGUUUCAUGACAUCAUUCCCAGAAAAAUAAAUGACCUUUUUUUUGAAGAAA